This is a messenger RNA of Lichtheimia ornata, 666 nucleotides long. RefSeq lists its product as uncharacterized. NCBI's taxonomy places the organism in Eukaryota, Fungi, Mucoromycota, Mucoromycetes, Mucorales, Lichtheimiaceae. Gene Ontology annotation, cellular component: endoplasmic reticulum; membrane. Gene Ontology annotation, biological process: membrane organization; endoplasmic reticulum tubular network organization. Bases 1 to 666 code for a protein of 221 amino acids. The record is from RefSeq and is a predicted model, not a curated record. The transcript is spliced from 5 exons.
AUGCAACCUGUCAUGACACUAAUCAAGUCUCUUCAGUUUGUGUGGUUUACCGGCCAUGUCAUGACGUUAGCGUGUUCGGCGAUCUAUCUCCUAUUGACGAUCGGUGCCCACCCAAGCAAUCUACUCUACCGAUUGACGUUGUUGAGUGCCUUGGUAUCGUAUGGCAUUGUCGUAUUCAAGUCAUAUGGGAUGCCACGACCAAGCUGGUUAUACGUGCAACAAUUGGCGACGGAUGAGAAUAUGCAUUACUUUGGACUUGCUCUAUUCUGGUUACUCUCGAAUCGUGUUCCAAUCGUGUUGAUCCCGUAUGCAACUUACUCGUGGUUCCACACGCUUUCCUACAUUCGUACGACAUGGAUUCACGACAAGAAAUUGCAACAACAAAUCAAAGCUUGGACAAAUACCAAUUACAGCACCGGCAUGCGAUUUGUCGCCAUCAUUGAAGUCGCAUUCAUCACUGCCAUGCUAUUAUUCGGCGUCUUGAGAUUGCACUUCUUGCCUUUGAUUGUGCAUGGCCACUUUUUACGAUUCCGUUAUUUAUCUUGUUCUUAUACACGCACAGCAUUCCAUGAUCUCGAUCUCAUCAUUGCUCCUCAGGUCCCUGAUCCUUUGAAGCCUACUUAUUCGGCAUUCCGCAACAUGUUGAUCCGAUACGCGCAUCAGUAA